AUUUUGUUAUCACCAGUUCGUGCUCUCAAUAUGUGUGAACAUUGGUAUAUCUUCCCCCCUCUCUAUAAUAUUUGAUAGGUGCUAAAGCUCUCUUUUAUCUUUUUAACUCUUUCCUCUCGCUAUUUUGACUGUUACUCUCGUUUAGUCAUUCAUUAAGGCACAUGCUGUGGUUGAUGUGGUUGCUGUGGCUGUGGUUGUGGUCAUGUGUGGUGAUUGUGGUUAUAUUUGAUAAUAACGGUUCAAUAAUGUGCUUUCCUCGGUUGAAAAGACAACAUUAAUCCCUGAACGACAUUAAACUCCUCCUCUGAUAGCGCGUCAAAAGCAACUGACAAUCAGGAAAUUUUGAAGAUUCCUUUUCCGCUGAAAAAUGAGUGGCAAAUUUAAAUCAUUACUCCAAAAAGGGACAUUGAAAUCCCUGGAUACAAAUUACUUUGCAUCGAUUGGUGGUGGGAUGCGGUUAUUUUCACAAGUUGGAUUCAUCGGACUGGGCAAUAUGGGCGGUCCAAUGGCAAAAAAUUUAGUAAAAAAGGAUUUCAAAGUUACAGUUUUUGAUACGGAUGCGAAGAAGAGGACAGCCUUGGUGGCUGACGGUGCUCAUGAAUCGAAUUCCUUGAAAGAAGUUUGCGAAAACGCCGAGUGUAUUGUGACCAUGCUCCCGGCUAACCAGCAUGUUCUGGACGCAUACACCGCAUCGGAUGGUAUUUUGAAGAGUGUUCCUCGCGGCUGUACUUUAAUAGAUUGUAGCACGAUUGAUUAUCAGAUCCCGAAAAAAUUGGCCGCUUUGGCGAAGGACAUGGAGGUGAAUUUUAUAGAGGCUCCUGUAUCUGGUGAUUAGGUUUGGACGCUAAGAAGUUGGCAGCCGUGAUCAACACAAGCUCUGGAGAGUGUUGGUCGUCGAGAGUUUACAAUCCUGUUCCUGGAGUCAUUGAUGGAGUGCCCAGCAGUAAAAAUUACGAGGGUGGAUUCAGCGUGACUUUGAUGGUGAAAGACUUGGGUCUAGCUGAAAAUGCAGCCUCUGACAAAGGAGUGAAAUUGCCUUUAGGGGAUCAAGUCACAAGCCUGUACAGGCAUCUGCACGAGAAUGGCUUCUCAGGAAAAGAUUUCUCUGUGAUUUAUAAGUAUCUUGAAUCAUUGGCGGCUAAACACUAAAACUCUUCGAAGAAAGUUGGAAACUUGCGAAUUGUUGUGUUGGCAACACUCACAUUUAAUUCCUGACAUUACUGUAGGGGAAGCUUCAGGAUUAUGGAAUUUGAGGAAAAUUAUGAUAAAGUUAGAAGUUCAAUUUCCAAAAAAUGACUUGCACAAUAACCAACCGAACUGAACUUGUAGAAAUGAACUAAACUACAUUAAGGCAUAGCAGAGAAAGAGACAGACGUUUCAAUAAGGUUUCUUCUCCGUUGAGACUUACAUAAUAGUAAAAAAUGAACUUUAUGCCAAUUUCCAGGACCCCGGAAACUUGUAUUCGGCUUUUAUGCAAACCUUUGUGAUCAAAUAGUCAGAACAUGUUUUUAUAACUAAGUAAAUGUCUCAUCAUACUCACACUGUA
Molecule: messenger RNA, 1546 nt
Organism: Bemisia tabaci
Lineage: Eukaryota; Metazoa; Arthropoda; Insecta; Hemiptera; Aleyrodidae
Source: RefSeq, a predicted model, not a curated record